Messenger RNA from Cynara cardunculus var. scolymus (artichoke), 2363 nucleotides. RefSeq names its product protein indeterminate-domain 9-like. Lineage: Eukaryota; Viridiplantae; Streptophyta; Magnoliopsida; Asterales; Asteraceae. The record is from RefSeq and is a predicted model, not a curated record. Bases 800 to 2221 code for a protein of 473 amino acids. The transcript is spliced from 3 exons. Gene Ontology annotation, molecular function: DNA-binding transcription factor activity. Gene Ontology annotation, cellular component: nucleus.
GUGUGAGAGAGAGAUAGAGAUAGAGAGAGAAACAGAAAUAUUCUCUUUUGGAGUAGCUAUCAUGUGUGUGUUUUUUUCUCUACGAUAUAUAUGAUUCAAACAAAGGCAAAAAGACGAACAUCUGUCUCUCAACUUGAUUCACAAUUCAAGAAAAAUCCAUGGCGUUUCUUGCUGUUUCUGGUUUUCUUCAUCUUCAUUUGAAGAACAUGACUUGAUGAGUUACAUACACCCAUCAUCAUCAUCAUCAUCAUCAAAUCAUCGUCUUCAUCUGUAUUUGGUUACACCUUCUUUUCUUGCUCAUAAAUCGCGUUAAUUUAUAGUUUAUUUUCUGCAAGAAUCGACAAAAACGAUGUCUAGUUACAGAUUCUCUUCAUGUUUGAUGAACAAGACACAGCCAUCAUCAUCAUCAUCAUCAUCAUCUUCUCAUCUACAUCAGAUUCAUCUGUAGUUGCUAUAGUUAGAAGCUCCUUUCUCGUUUUUAUUCUUCAAGAAUCAAAGAAGAUGAUAUCUGGUUAUGGGUUUUCUUCAUCUUUGAAGAAUAAUUGAGUUCCAGCUGCCAUCUUCAUCUUCAUCUGUCUGUAAUUUUGCUAGCUAGCAGUUAGCGUUUUGUUGUUCAUCAUUCACCACUUUGCUGGUGUUUUUUUCCCAUGAAAACGAUAUCUGAAGAACAUACAGCAAUCAACAUCAUCAUCUUCAUCUGCUAGUGUUCAUCUGUAAUAUUUAUUAGUCAGAAAGAAAAUCUUCAAUUGUUCACCACUUACCCUAAUUUGUUGUUUUUUUUAUUCAAUAUCCAACAAAAAUGAUGUCUGGUGAUGGGUUCUCAUCGCCACCUUCUUCCCUCACCUCCUUCAUCCACGACCCCAUCCCAAACCCUAACCCUAACCCUAAUUCAUCAGCUUCAGGUAAACGAAAACGUAACCAGGCCGGUAAUCCAGAUCCAGAUGCUGAGGUGAUAGCGUUAUCACCAACUUCUCUAAUGGCUACAAACCGAUUCGUCUGCGAGAUAUGUAAUAAGGGUUUUCAAAGAGACCAAAAUUUGCAGCUUCAUAGAAGAGGACACAACUUGCCAUGGAAGCUUAAGCAAAGAAACAAAAACGAAGUGAUAAAGAAGAAAGUGUACAUAUGCCCAGAGAAGAGCUGUGUUCAUCAUGACCCUUCUCGAGCUCUCGGAGAUCUCACCGGAGUUAAGAAGCAUUUCAGUCGAAAACACGGCGAAAAGAAAUGGAAGUGCGAAAAGUGUUCGAAGAAGUACGCAGUCCAGUCAGAUUGGAAAGCUCAUAGCAAGAUUUGCGGUACCAGAGAGUACAAAUGUGAUUGUGGAACGCUUUUUUCCAGGAAGGAUAGCUUCAUAACACAUAGAGCAUUUUGUGAUGCUUUAAUGGAAGAAAAUUCAAGAAUGACAUCACUUCCGGUGGUUCCAAACAUGACGAAUCUGAGUUUUCGGAGCGAUUUGAUGAUGAUGAAUGCCGGUGGCGGUGGCGGUGGCGGUGGUGGUAACGGUGGUGGUGAUACACAGUUUCAAGGUAUGUUUCCUGGAGGUCUAGAAGGUAAUCUAGAUGUCAAUGGAGCAAAACCAAGAUUGCCAAUUUGGUUAGACCACAAUGCCAACAAUCCCCAUCUUGAAAACCCUAACAAUUCAACUUUUUUGGGGUCGUCGAGCUCGAACUACAGCAAUAGCGGAAUGCUACCAUCGGAAAUGGUGAAUUGGUUGAGUAGAUAUAAUGGAUUACCACAAGGGUUAUCUUUAAAGGAGGAAGAAGAGAACCAAAAAGAAAUGCAGAUGAACUCUAUGUAUAAUUAUGGCGGUUCCACCACUCAAAACAACCUCCUGUGUUCAACUCUGCCACCGCCACCGGUGGCUAACAUGUCCGCCACCGCUCUCCUACAGAAGGCAGCUCAAAUGGGGUCAACAAGAAGCACAAAUGCCGGAGUUUCCGGUGGAAACGAUACCGGAUUUGGGCUCAUGAGUACAACUCUCUCCAGCUUAUCAAGCCCCGCUAGAAACGGCGACAGACUGAUGAUGAUGACGGCAGCGGCCGACGGAUCGACACCAAACAAAGUAGCCGGCGGCAAUGAGUUCGGCGACGGCGAUUUAACCAGGGAUUUUCUCGGCGGUGCCAGAAACGAGCGGAGUCAUGUAUCGUUUAAUUUACAACAAGAGCUAAGCAAGUUCGCUUCUUCCACGAUGGGAUUCAGCCAAUUCAAUCGAAAUCGUGAAUAAGAGAGUCGGGAUUGUCGUUGGACGAUGUAGUUUUAAUCAGCAUCGGGAGAUUGUAUUUAGCAAUGCUUUCGGGUACAUCUUUUUGGACGAUUUACUUUUAGUGACAGAUUUCUGUCAUAAAUGCAUCACGAACGGUUUUAAA